This is a messenger RNA of Acanthochromis polyacanthus (spiny chromis), 1055 nucleotides long. RefSeq names its product troponin T type 2a (cardiac) (gene tnnt2a). Gene Ontology annotation, biological process: regulation of muscle contraction; cardiac muscle contraction; sarcomere organization. Gene Ontology annotation, molecular function: tropomyosin binding; troponin I binding; troponin C binding. The annotation marks the transcript as partial. The transcript is spliced from 13 exons. Lineage: Eukaryota; Metazoa; Chordata; Actinopteri; Pomacentridae. Gene Ontology annotation, cellular component: troponin complex. The record is from RefSeq and is a predicted model, not a curated record.
CUGCGUGACUCUGAAGAGGAGGCCGCUGAAGGGGAGCAGGAGGUAGAGGAGGAGGAGGAGCCGGCAGAGGAAGAGGUCACACAGGAGGAAGAUGAAGCUGCUGCAGACGAAGAGGCAAACGAAGAACAAGAUGGAGAAGGGGGAGCAGAGGAUGGAGAAGAGGAGGAGGCCAAACCAAAAUUCAAGCCAUUUAUCAUGCCGAACCUCAUCCCUCCCAAGAUCCCGGAUGGAGAGAAGGUGGAUUUUGAUGACAUACAUCGGAAGAGAAUGGAAAAAGACCUGAUGGAGCUGCAGACUUUGAUCGAGGUUCACUUUGAGAGCAGAAAGAAGGAAGAAGAGGAGCUCAUUAAUCUUAAAGACAGAAUUGACAAGCGUCGUUCUGAGCGAGCGGAGCAGCAACGAAUCCGCAGUGAGCGAGAGAAAGAGCGUCAAAAGCGCCUUGAGGAGGAGAGAGCUCGUAAAGAGGAGGAGGAGGCCAAGAAGAGGGCAGAGGACGAUGCAAAGAAGAAGAAAACUCUGACCAGCCUCCACUUUGGAGGUUACAUGCAAAAGUUGACAGAGAAAAGAAGUGGUAAGAGGCAGACAGAGAGAGAGAAGAAGAAGAAGAUCCUGAGCGAAAGACGCAAAUCUCUGGACAUCGAGAACUUGAGUCAGGAAAGACUGAAGGAGAAAGCUAAGGAACUGUGGGAGUGGAUGUACCAGCUGGAGGCGGAGAAGUUUGAACUGCAGUACCAGCUCACCAGUCAGAAAUAUGAGAUAAAUGUGCUGAGAAACCGUGUGAGCGACCAUCAGAAAACAUCCAAGAGGACCAAGCGAGGCCUGAGGAAAUAGGCCCCGGCAUGCUGAGUGAGCCUUGUCCUGCACCUAUUGCCUCAAACCAAACCCUGGAUUUCCUGUCACACCCAAGUUCCACCUAUUUUACUAAUGCCACAACCUGCAGUACCAAUUAUACCUAUUUGUUUAGUUCCAUCUUACUGUAUUGUUUUUUCUCUUAUUGCCAUCAUUGUGGAUGAGAAUAAGGAAGUUUUGGUGUCAUUAAAACCAUCUUGGUUGAA